ACGAUCGAGGAGCGGAGGACUUGGCACACCAAGCCGUCUCGCUUCCUCGCGGAAUCCCGGCGGCGCCAGCAAGCUCCGGUCAUCGAUGAUCAUCCCAUGAUCAUACCCAAGCAGAGCUUCACUCCGCGAGCACCUUAUCUCCUCAAGUGGGAUUGCGGCAGCUUGCUCUUCGAUUCGUACGAGCUGGUCGCGCUCUCCACGCAGCUGGACCGGGAUCUCACCGGAGUCUCGCCCACAGCUUGCUCGCUCAAGGCCCGGGAAACUCAUGCUAUCCAGGAAGUUCAGGGAGAAAUCGAUUGCGAUUGCCAGCACGAGGAGAUUGGUUUUCAAGAUGCCCAAGACGAAGGGGAAGACAACGAUGGCGAUGAGGAAAUCGCGAGCUGCGGCAAAGCCAUGGGCUGUUUGCCCCUGUUCGUGCAGGGGAGAAGGAGAGGUAGCCUCCUGUCGAGAGCUACGCAUCAAUCGCUACGGUUGGUGUCGUGUGUGUCCAGCUAGAAAACUUAUAAGAAAACGUGAAGCUCCAGAUUUAGGGUUCUUGAGUGAAAACGGUCAUUUAAGAGAGGCAAGCCGAGCAAAAGCUCUGGCUAUGGCGGACGCUUGGAGCAUCCGGAGAGUCUACUUGGCGCUCUACAACUGCAUUCUUUGUGCUGGGUGGGCUUCCGUGCUUGUUCGGGCUCUCGCGGCCUUGAACGGAGCCGGCUACUCUGCUGUCUAUGACUCCAUUGAAUUGCCCCUCCAGCUCUCGCAAACCGCAGCGAUCCUCGAGAUAAUCAACAGCCUCGCUGGGAUUGUGCGCUCGCCCGUCAGUGCAACUCUGCCUCAGAUCUCUUCACGCCUCUUCGUUACGUGGGGUGUUCUCUGGAGUUUCCCAGAGACGAGGUCGCAUUGGCUUGUGACGCUUCUCGUUCUCAGCUGGUCAGUAACAGAGGUAAUUCGCUACUCGUUUUUCGCUGCAAAGGAGGCUUUUGGCUUGACACCCGGUUUUCUGCAUUGGCUACGGUACAGCACUUUCUUCGUCUUGUAUCCAACCGGAAUCUCUGGCGAAGUUGGUCUCACCAUGCUUGCUCUGUCUCACAUGAAGUCCUCGAAGAAGUACUCGAUCGAGAUGCCCAACGCCUUCAACUUCGCGUUUUCAUACUACUACACGUCCCUGCUCGUGCUUUUGCUCUACGUUCCAGGUGUCCCUUUUCUCUACACGUACAUGAUCGGCCAGCGCAAGAAGAGCUUGGCCAGGACAAGCAAGAAAGUUGCCUAGAGCGCUCAAGCUUUUUGUCUGUGGUGUUCUAACUUCCAUUUGUUUGAAAGCUCUAUACCCA
This is a messenger RNA of Selaginella moellendorffii, 1316 nucleotides long. Its product is annotated as very-long-chain (3R)-3-hydroxyacyl-CoA dehydratase PASTICCINO 2. The coding region runs from base 266 to 1255 and encodes 329 amino acids. NCBI's taxonomy places the organism in Eukaryota, Viridiplantae, Streptophyta, Lycopodiopsida, Selaginellales, Selaginellaceae. Gene Ontology annotation, molecular function: 3-hydroxyacyl-CoA dehydratase activity. Gene Ontology annotation, cellular component: endoplasmic reticulum membrane. The record is from RefSeq and is a predicted model, not a curated record. The transcript has 8 exons. Gene Ontology annotation, biological process: very long-chain fatty acid biosynthetic process; fatty acid elongation; sphingolipid biosynthetic process.